Rhodotorula toruloides NP11 is the source of this 1392-nucleotide messenger RNA. Its product is annotated as alcohol dehydrogenase. Gene Ontology annotation, molecular function: zinc ion binding; oxidoreductase activity. The transcript has 12 exons. The record is from RefSeq and is a predicted model, not a curated record. NCBI's taxonomy places the organism in Eukaryota, Fungi, Basidiomycota, Microbotryomycetes, Sporidiobolales, Sporidiobolaceae. The coding region runs from base 1 to 1392 and encodes 463 amino acids.
AUGAACGCCGCAGCCAACACCCUCGAGAAUAACAUGCAGAGCCCGCCGACGGGCAUCCAUGCGGGCAUCGCGAACCCGAGUUUGCAGAAGGAGGGCGCCGACUCGAGUGGUGACAAGAUGAAGGCCCUCGUCUGGGAGGGCAAGAUGAAGGUCAAGGUCGAGGAGGCGCUCAAGCCCAAGGUCGUCGACGCCAAGGACAUUGUGAUCAAGGUCACUGGCUCGACUGUCUGCGGCUCCGACAUGCACUUGCUUGCUGGCGCUAUCAUCGAGCUCCGCAAGGGUGACAUCCUUGGCCACGAGUGCAUGGGUAUCGUCGACUCUGUCGGCCCGGGCGUCACGAAGCUCAAGGUCGGCGACCGUGUCGUCGCCGGCUUCAACAUCGGUUGCGGUGAAUGCUUCAUGUGCCAGAAGAAGCUUUCGUCGGCUUGCCAGAUGACCAACGACUCGGCGCUCAUGAACACGAUGUACGGCGGCAGGACUUGCGGCAUGCUCGGCUACUCGCACUUCACCGGUGGUUUCGCCGGCGGUCAGGCCGAGUUUGUCCGUAUCCCUUACGGCGACGCCAACUGUGUCAAGGUUCCCGAGGGCGUCUACGACGAGGAUGCUCUCUACAUCUCCGACUCGCUCGUCACCUCGUUCCACCAGGUCGAGGACACCCGCGUCGACGAGGGCGACAUCGUCGGCAUCUGGGGUGUCGGCGUGAUCGGUCUCCUCGUUGGCAAGUGGUCGAUCCUCCGCGGCGCCUCUCGCCUCAUCGCCGUCGACAGCGUCCAGUGGCGCCUCGACUACUUCAAGGAGAAGCUCCUCAAGGACCACCCGAACGUCCAGAUCGAUCUCGUCAACUUCUCCGAGCACAAGAACGUCGUUGCUCGCAUUCACGAGUUGACCAAGGCUGGCACGCGCGGCUUGCCCGACACCAGGCCUGACGGACUCGAUGUUGCGUUUGAGUGCGCGGCGGGCGAGUACGCCAAGGGUUGGGCGCACAAGCUCGAGAUGGUCGCCGGACUCGAGACCGACACCAGUGAGAUCCUCAACGAGAUGAUCGAGAGUACCAUUGGCUUCGGUCGCGUUGGCAUCACGGGCGUCUACGCAGGAUACACCAAUCACCUGAACAUCGGCUCGCUUAUGCAGCGUGGUAUCCGCUUCAUCGGCAAUGGUCAAGCACCGACGCACAAGUACAUGGACCGUGUCAUGAACGACUACAUCGCCACCGGAAAGGUCAAGCCGCGCGAGCUCUUCGUUACGCACCGCGUCCCCAUCGAGGACACCGACAAGGUUUACUACCACAUGCGCGAGCACUCGGAGAAAACCAAGAUCAUCAAGGCCUUCGUCGCGACCGCCGCUUCAGCUCCUCCCGCUCCGGGCGCUCCCCCUCUCACCCGCAUCGAGUAG